Vanessa tameamea is the source of this 1007-nucleotide messenger RNA. Its product is annotated as very long chain fatty acid elongase 7-like. The record is from RefSeq and is a predicted model, not a curated record. Bases 84 to 935 code for a protein of 283 amino acids. Gene Ontology annotation, cellular component: endoplasmic reticulum membrane. NCBI's taxonomy places the organism in Eukaryota, Metazoa, Arthropoda, Insecta, Lepidoptera, Nymphalidae. Gene Ontology annotation, biological process: sphingolipid biosynthetic process; fatty acid elongation, saturated fatty acid; fatty acid elongation, polyunsaturated fatty acid. The transcript is spliced from 6 exons. Gene Ontology annotation, molecular function: fatty acid elongase activity.
AUUUCCGUUGACUAUCAAGCAUGGAUUAAUUUAAUAGUUAUAAAAAUAACGGGGUGUAUAAAUCAAUAUUUUAUACGCUAAAAAUGGCGAGCGCGGCAAUGUUUUUGUACGAAAAUCUAAAUUAUUAUAUCGAGAACCCAACCGUUCCAGAAACAAAAGAUUGGUUCAUGGCUGGUAACCCGUUAAAACUUAUCACAUUACUAGCAUGCUAUCUGCUCUUCUGCUUACGUCUGGGCCCCUGGUAUAUGAAAGAUAGGAAACCAUAUCAAUUAAGGAAUGUUAUCAAAAUAUACAACGUAUUUCAAAUUCUUAUCAGUCUCUAUUUAUUUUAUGAGGGAACAAUUUACAUAUUUUUCACAGAUUUCAACUUUUACUGUAAAGGUGUAGAUGAUGUAGAUUCACCGUCAAGAUUAAGGAUAGCAAAAACAAUUUGGAUAUAUUACAUUGUGAAAAUAAUCGAUCUCAUGGACACGGUAUUUUUCGUGCUUCGAAAAUCAGACAGACAAAUUACGUCACUUCAUGUCCAUCAUCACACACUGAUGCCGAUUGCUACAUGGGUGGCUAUAGUUUUCUUUCCAGGAGGUCAAGGCGUACUUAUAGGAUAUAUCAACGCUUUGGUGCAUGCUAUUAUGUAUACUUACUAUCUACUCGCCGGUCUAGGAGAUAAGUACAAGAAAUAUCUCUGGUGGAAGAAAUAUUUAACUAUGCUGCAAUUGAUACAGUUCACGAUCAUUGUAGUUCACAAUGUUAAUAGUUUAUUCUACCCAUGUUCCUUCCCGUUUAUGUUAAAAUUACUUUGUAUAUUCUAUGGACUAGUAUUCCUAAAUAUGUUCGGAAAAUUUUACUAUUACAACUACGUUAAGAGUAAAAAUGAUAAAGAUAUAAAAAAUGUACCAAAUAAAAUAAAAAAAUCAGUUAUAAAUAAAACGCACUAGUGUUCAAUUAAGCUAUUGAUAGCACCUAGUUAAAUAAAUGUAUGGUAUUUAUUAAAAUAUUUAUCAACAUUA